CAUGGGCUUUCCACCAUGCAGAGGAUGCGGUUUACACAAGAACAAAGCACACUUUAGGAGAUGUGGACCGAUUUAAUGAUCUUACACCGGGUAGGACUGGGUGGUACUGGCAGCUGCCGAGUUCCAACAACGCUCCAGAUGCCCCGUACUGGAGUGACCUGGAUGUGAAACUGGGAUAAAGGCCGUAUCUCGCUUUAUUUUGACAGAUCGCAUCAAUCCAGUGAUACAAACAGGGGAGAGUUGCAGUAGCAGCGGGGUGGCUAGCUUACUUUUUAGAUGGCGGUCUUGUUCGUAUUAUUUUUCGAAACAUCACAACUAUCUUAGGAACAUGACGGAACUCAAGGGGUGCAUUUUUGACCGCGACAUUUAGCCGUCUUGCAUCGUGAAUAAUGGAAAACAGUCGCCAGAAAGACCAGGAAACAAUGUUGUUAUUAGCAAGUUAGCUAACGUUAGCUCAGCUAGCUGUUGGUUAACGUUAACUACAUCAAAUUAGUGGGCUGAGUUAGCCGAGCUAACUCAGCCCACUAAUUUGAAUAGACACGCAUAACAUUCAAACAAUUUAGUCGGAUGCCACACUUUGGGUUAGAUCCACUGACUGACAGGUUUUUCCAGUGAGCCACUUCCUUUCUACGUUAACCUAUUUCUGUUAACUAAGCUAGCUAGCUAGCUAACCAGCUGUUCCGUUUAGCGCUCCAUUCUGCUGUGGUGUCACUGCAAUCUGUUGGCUGCAGAAGUCAUAUUGUAAAUAUAGCUUUACUGCUGCUAAACUGCCAAUCGGACGACAACCAUGGCUCAAGAAGCGUUUCCUCUGCAUUUUCUGGUCUGGAACAAUCAGUACCUGGAGCUUGAUCGGGAGCUGCAGAAGAAAGAGCAGGAUGUGGAGCGCCUGGAUCCGAGGGGGCGCACCCCGCUGGAGCUGGCUGUGUGUCUGGGCCACCUGGAGUCCACCCGGGUGCUGCUCAGGCACACUGCAGACCCGACACACUGCAAUGCACAGGGAUGGACCAUCCUGCAGGAGGCGGUGAGCACAGGGGACCCAGAGCUGGUUCAGCUGGUGCUUCAGUACAGAGACUUCAAGCGUGCCACAGAGAGACUGGCGGGCAUCCCAGAGCUGCUCAGCAAACUAAGACAGGCACGGGACUUUUACGUAGAAAUGAAAUGGGAGUUCACCAGUUGGGUGCCCUUGGUGUCGAAAGUGUGUCCCAGUGAUGUCUACCGGGUGUGGAAGAGUGGCUCGUGUCUCCGUGUGGACACCACCCUCCUGGGCUUUGAACACAUGACCUGGCUGAAAGGGCGGCGCAGCUACAUAUUUAAGGGUGGAGAUGACGGUGCGGUAGUGAUGGAGGUGGAUCAUGAGAAGCAAGUGGUGUAUACAGAGCCUUUAGUGUUGUCUCCCCGUGACGCACCAUCCCUCCUGGCAGCCAUGCAGCCGUCGCAGGAGAAUACCGCCCAGAGACUUACUUCACCCAUUGUCUCCACACACCUCAACACACGAAACAUUGCCUUUGAAAGGAACAAAUCUGGUAUCUGGGGCUGGCGUUCAGAGAAGAGUGAAGUGGUCAGUGGGUAUGAAGCCAAGGUUUACAGUGCCACUAAUGUGGAGCUAGUGACUCGGUCAAGAACAGAGCAUCUAUCAGACCAAGACAAGUCAAGAAGCAAAGGCUCAAAGACUCCUCUGCAGUCCUUCCUGGGGCUCGCUGAACAACACACAGCUCACAACGGGAGUAACGUGUCUCAGUGUGCCAGUCCUCACAACCCCACAGCCAUCACUGCUGAGGAAUACUUCAACCCUGACUUCAACCUGAAUGGGCGGGACAUAGGGCGUCCCAUUGAGCUCACAAGCAAAGUCCAGAAGUUUAAAGCCACCCUGUGGUUAAGUGAAAGUCACCCUCUGUCCCUGGCCGAGCAGGUGACCCCCAUCAUUGACCUCAUGGCUAUCUCAAAUGCCCAUUUUGCCAAGCUUCGUGACUUUAUCACUCUGCGCUUGCCACCAGGCUUCCCUGUUAAGAUAGAGAUUCCCCUGUUUCAUGUGUUGAAUGCCAGAGUGACGUUCAGUAAUCUGUGUGGUUGUGACGAGCCUGUCAGCUCUGUGACGGUCAACAAACCUGAGAGCCCCGAGGAGGCUGGUCAGUGUCUCGCUCCCUUCCACUGUGAGGUGGACCCAUCAGUGUUUGAACCCCCUGCAGAGUACACCACCCUUGGUCCAGGCCGCAGCGAGCCAAUGAGGGACGAAGAUGACAACCUGCUGCAGUUCGCCAUCCAGCAGAGCCUGCUGGAUGCUGGCACAGAAAGUGACCAGGUGACUAUCUGGGAGGCCUUGACAAACAGUCGCCCGGUGCCCCAGAGUCCGCUGUAUGAGGAAGACUCUCAGCUGGAGAGAGCCAUCCAGGAGUCUCUUUCCAUCUCUUUGGCUAGCAGAGAGGGAGAGGACACAGCCGAUCCCACCUCCGUCUCUCCCUUAGACCCGACCGCCAACUCUCCGCUCUCCUACAGCACAGUGACAGAUCCAAGGUUGUCGGGACACUUUGGUGUGGCGUCGAGCUUUGAUGAACAGCUGCGCAUUGCUAUGGAGCUGUCAUGCAGAGAGCAAGAGGAGCUAGACAGGAAGCAGAAAGAGGAGGAGGAGGAGCUGGAAAGGAUCCUGCAGCUGUCACUCACCGAGAAGUAAUGUCACAACAACAGCAAUGGAGCGAGCGUCUUCAUUGGGGAACAAUCCUCUUAAUUUAUUCCGUUUUAUUUUUUAUUUUUUAAAAUCCUGAGAUGUUAACUUAUUACAGAUAUUUUAUUUGUCUUACUCACACGAAGGCUGCUACAAAACAGAGUAAAGGAACAAAAUCUACGAGUAUGUUUGGGAGCAGGUAAAAUAAGACCAAGUGAAAUCAGGUACUGCGAAACACUACAGUAAAGGAGCAGACAAAAGGGAGAGAGUUUUUGUUUUCGAUUUUUAUUAUUGAAUAUUUUUCACAGUCUUGCUGUCUUUAUUGAGUGAUGAAUGAUCCUUAAACUUUAAUCCUACAACAUGAUCCAUAAAAAUGAUGGAAAAUAUGAAACUACAGUCUUAAUGGAAUAACUUAUAAACUAUGAUUAACAUUUGAACCAUUUUGUUGGCUUCCUCCUGUGUGAUAAAAUAAAGAAUAAUGAUCA
Molecule: messenger RNA, 3144 nt
Organism: Cheilinus undulatus (humphead wrasse)
Lineage: Eukaryota; Metazoa; Chordata; Actinopteri; Labriformes; Labridae
Gene: ankrd13d
Product: ankyrin repeat domain 13 family, member D
Exons: 16
Coding region: 788-2668 (626 amino acids)
Cellular component (GO): cytoplasm
Molecular function (GO): protein binding
Source: RefSeq, a predicted model, not a curated record